AACGUGCACGCUUUGCAACACUGUUGAACAGCUGAUUUAAAAUGUCAAAACGUUCGCCGUGUGAAAUUUGUAAAUUUUCAUAGGGAUUUGGGAAAAACCUGCGGAAAAGCCACAACAACUAACAAAAAUGCCUAACAAUUCGCAUGACUUAAGAAAACAUUUAAUUCAAUGCAAGUGACAAAAAUCAUACAAAAGCAAAAAACACAAAGCACGCAACGACAACAAUAAAAUAAUAAACGUCUGGCAACAGACGGCGGCGCCUCAACUACAAGUGCAACAACAAUAAUAGCAACAUGAAACUGCUGGGCAAGUACGUGGACAAGGGCAUGCAGGGCAAUGUGACCCUCAUGCCCGAGGAGUCGGAGGACAUGUGGCAUGCGUACAAUCUAAUCGCUGAAGGAGACAGCGUACGCAGCACAACCAUACGCAAGGUACAAAACGAGACAGCCACUGGUUCAUCCACGAGCAGCCGCGUCCGCACCACACUCACGAUUGCCGUGGAGAGUAUUGACUUUGAUACCCAAGCGUGUGUGUUGCGUUUGAAGGGACGCAACAUUGAGGAGAAUCAGUAUGUCAAAAUGGGUGCGUAUCAUACGCUCGAUCUGGAGCUGAAUCGCAAGUUCGAGUUGCGCAAUUACAGUUUAAUCAAGCAGAAAGAUCAAGAGCACGAUCCUAGAUGCCAAGACGUAAAUCUCAGGAAAGAAUAUGUUAACUUGGUUGAAUCGGUUCGCGAUGCUGGCGGUGAGGUUAAAAUAUUCUCCAGCAUGCAUAUAUCGGGAGAACAACUCGCUCAACUGACCGGCAUUGCGGCUCUUCUGCGUUUUCCGAUGCCCGAACUCGAGGAUAGCGACGAUGAUGAUGAUGAGGAUGGAGCGGCGGGCGGCGACAACAGCGAUAGCGAUUAAGAAUCCAAUCCGAAGCAACCCUAAAGAACCCCUUAGCAUUUUGAAAACAAAACUACUUAUUUGAAUUAAGAACAAAAGCGUCGAACUGGAGACUUAGUUUAAAACAUAAUAAUACACAAUAUAUAUACAUAAAAUCAUACAAACCUAUAUAAAUAUAUAUAUACAUAGAAUAAUAGGUACUAUGACAGACUUGGACUGUAUCAGGGCAUAUACAAUAUAUGACUACUUUAUACAAUAUCUAGGUUUAUUCAAUGAUUCACGAAAGGCGACAUGAGUUAGUUAAAAUUAUGAAAAAAAAAAACAAAACGAAAUGAAAUAGAAAUCAACUAGGUCGUUAAUUCAAGUGUAUAAACAAAUCUAUUUUUUAGCUAAAAAACAGUUAACUCUUCUUUAAAAAAAAACUAAAACAAAUCUAUUAUAAGAACAGUCAGUGUUCAGUGCUUGCUAUUUACCUAAAACUCUUUUGAUAUUAUUGUCAUUUUUUUUUACCAAAUGUGUAUAUCAAUUGUUACUUUUUAACUGUACUCUUUUUGUUGUUAAUACUUAAAAUAUUUUGCUUUUUCUUUUAUAAAUUUCAUGUGUUCAUUCACAAACUAAAACUCAACUUUAUUAAUACGAAAUUUUAAUUGUUCGAAAUUUGAUUAUAAGCUUCACAAAUAAACGGAAAUAACUGUGCAA
This is a messenger RNA of Drosophila innubila, 1583 nucleotides long. It is a transcript of the gene pelo, whose product is annotated as protein pelota. Lineage: Eukaryota; Metazoa; Arthropoda; Insecta; Diptera; Drosophilidae. The transcript has 4 exons. Bases 294 to 905 code for a protein of 203 amino acids. Gene Ontology annotation, biological process: nuclear-transcribed mRNA catabolic process, non-stop decay; nonfunctional rRNA decay; nuclear-transcribed mRNA catabolic process, no-go decay. Gene Ontology annotation, cellular component: cytoplasm. The record is from RefSeq and is a predicted model, not a curated record.